Camellia sinensis is the source of this 1526-nucleotide messenger RNA. Its product is annotated as Protein kinase superfamily protein. NCBI's taxonomy places the organism in Eukaryota, Viridiplantae, Streptophyta, Magnoliopsida, Ericales, Theaceae. Gene Ontology annotation, biological process: protein phosphorylation. The record is from RefSeq and is a predicted model, not a curated record. Gene Ontology annotation, molecular function: ATP binding; protein kinase activity.
UAGUGUAAUUUACCCUCUAUAUAUGCACAGCCACUCAUUCUCCAAACAAACAAAAGUCUCCUGUUCUGUUCAGUUCUCUGAGUUUAGUGUUCCGUUGUGUUUUCUUCUUUGAUGCUCUGCACAAAACAGAGCUCAGUUGCUAGUUAUUCUAUAGAAAAAUGAGAUACAUUAAAACUGGCAGUUUCAAAAGACUCUUCUCAAUCAAGCGUCGGAGCUUCGAUCAAGAGCUUCCAAAAGAAAGUGAUUCCCGUGAAGAAAACAACAAUGGAAUCCCAGAGAGUUUUCCAGGAACCGAGUCUUCUCAGAGACCCACUUGGAAAUGCUUUACUUACCAAGAAAUCUUUGAUGCCACCGACGGUUUUAGCUCAGAAAAUUUGGUGGGAAAAGGAGGCUAUGCACAGGUUUACAAAGGAAUUCUGGAAGAUGGUCAGGCAAUUGCUGUGAAAAGGCUAACAGAAGCACCCACAGAUGAGAGGAAAGAAAAGGAGUUCUUGACAGAAAUUGGAACCUUAGGUCAUGUUUGUCACCCAAAUGUAUCAUCACUUCUUGGUUGUUGCAUUGACAAUGGGCUUUAUCUCAUCAUCCAAUUCUCUUCCAAAGGCUCUGUUGCUUCUAUUCUCCAUGAUGAGGAUUUGCUAGCAUUGGAUUGGAAAACAAGGUAUAAAAUUGCAAUAGGAACAGCUAAAGGCCUCCAUUAUUUGCACAAAGGGUGUCCAAGAAGAAUAAUUCACCGGGACAUCAAGGCUUCGAAUAUAUUGUUGACUGCAGAUUAUGAACCACAGAUUUCUGAUUUUGGUCUAGCAAAGUGGCUUCCAUCACAGUGGACUCACCAUUCAAUCAUCCCAAUUGAAGGGACAUUUGGGCACUUGGCGCCGGAAUAUUUUAUGCAUGGCGUUGUGGAUGAGAAGACAGAUGUGUUUGCUUUCGGUGUCUUUUUGCUUGAGAUCAUCUCUGGCAAGAAACCGGUUGAUGGGUCUCACCAAAACAUACAUAGCUGGGCUAAACCUAUAUUGGAAAAUGGGGAGAUUGAAAAGUUGGUAGAUCCAAGACUUGGAGGGGGCUAUGAUAAUACACAGCUUAAUAGAUUGGCCUUUGCUUCAUCUCUUUGCAUUCGGGCAUCUUCCACGUGGCGCCCUACCAUGAAAGAGGUAUUAGAGGUGAUGUUUGAAGGGGAAAUGGAUAGAGAAAAGUGGAAAAUGCCAAAGGAGGAAGAAGAGGAAGAAGAGUUUUGGGGGUUUGAAGAUCUUGAAUGUGAAUGUGACAGUUCAUUCUCAACCUCAACCAGAAGUUCUUAAUUAGGAAGAUCAAAUCUUAAUGUAAAUAUAAAGAAAAAUGAUGGCCGUGUUUGGUUAUGUUCUGAAAUCAUGAUUUAGCAGUAUCACUCACGUAUGAUGUUUGAUAGGUGUUUUGUAAUCACCUUUCGAAAACUCUGCAGAGCGCUCUGUCUCGGCCGCUAUUUUCAGGAUUUUUUUUUUUUGAAAAUUUUGCCUGACGGCUCGUCCGGCUGGUUGACCGGAAUAGUGAUU